AUGGCUGGCCGACUCUUUGCUGUAUUUAGGACCUUCAUCCGCAAGAACACUGUUCUCUUGACCACUGCUUUUGCCGGCGCUUUCGCUUUCGAGCUAACACUGACCAUGCAAUCUCAAUUCAGUGGCUUUGACAUCACCUCCAACAAGAUCUGGGACAGCUGGAACCAGGGCCGUCAAUGGAAGGACAUCAAGCACCGUUACGUGGUUAAGGAGGAGGAGGAUGACGAGUAA
Messenger RNA from Penicillium paradoxum, 231 nucleotides. RefSeq names its product cytochrome b-c1 complex subunit 9. NCBI's taxonomy places the organism in Eukaryota, Fungi, Ascomycota, Eurotiomycetes, Eurotiales, Aspergillaceae. The record is from RefSeq and is a predicted model, not a curated record. The transcript has 4 exons. Gene Ontology annotation, biological process: mitochondrial electron transport, ubiquinol to cytochrome c. Bases 1 to 231 code for a protein of 76 amino acids.